AGCUCUUCUUCCGAUCCUCCUCCUCUGUCCUCCACCUCCGGCGGCUCUCCUCUCGCCGGAGGCCAUGGGAGCUCCCUCCGCCACCUCCUUCGAUCGUUUUUCUCUCUAUAUAUAUCUCUUUAUUCCGUCGAUGGUCCAAAUCUUUUCGCCAGCAGCCCCACCCAACGAGCACCGACCUCUAUCGGAGAUCUAGUCUCUCAGCAUUUCCAAACUACCAUGGCCUCCUUUCUUAUGCCUUCUUUUGAUUUCACCAAGUUUGGAUUUCGUUCCCGAAUUAGGAUUGAUACCUCGUGGGUUGAUGCCUACUCCGAUGUAAUUGGGAGGUUGGACUCACUUCUUCCCCAAAUUUCAGAGGAGUUGUAUGAUAUUCUGAUAGAGGACCACUGCAGGGAGAAUAGGAAAGGAAGAGGAAGAAGAAAAGAGGAGAAAGAAGAAGAGAAGAGGAGGAAGGAGGAGAAGAAAAUGAGGCUAGAUUUUAUUCAAUUCUUCAAUGCCCUAAUUCAUGAGAGGGGUGGCCUUUAUAUAGGCCUUACAUCAGGUCAAUCAAUUGACGACAUAUCAAACUUGGACUCUUGCAUCAACUCAAUCAAUUCACUAAGUCAAUUGAUUGAUUAUAUAUCAAAAUCGAUUCAAUCACUCGAUCCAAUUACAUGA
Molecule: messenger RNA, 654 nt
Organism: Phoenix dactylifera (date palm)
Lineage: Eukaryota; Viridiplantae; Streptophyta; Magnoliopsida; Arecales; Arecaceae
Source: RefSeq, a predicted model, not a curated record